Molecule: messenger RNA, 11346 nt
Organism: Diabrotica virgifera virgifera (western corn rootworm)
Lineage: Eukaryota; Metazoa; Arthropoda; Insecta; Coleoptera; Chrysomelidae
Product: damage-control phosphatase ARMT1-like
Exons: 6
Coding region: 162-1508 (448 amino acids)
Biological process (GO): DNA damage response
Cellular component (GO): cytoplasm; nucleus
Molecular function (GO): phosphatase activity
Source: RefSeq, a predicted model, not a curated record
UACCAAGGAAGAAGAAGAAUUUUACAAUGACAUUUUACAAUAACCUAAAAGAUUAGAAAAAGUGAUUUUCAAAAAUUAUUUCUAAUCUUUUAACAGAUAGAGAUAGAGGUCAAUUGAUAUCAUUAGAGUUUAAAGUUUUAACGUAUGUUAGGAAUUUGAAUAUGUCUGACAAUUUGCCAGUGACCUGCGACUGCGGUUCAAGCGGUAGUUUGGAUUUGAAAACUCCUAGAAAUGUAUAUCUUUCUGCUUUUUACAAAAGGAGUUUUGCAUUCUACACAGUUGCCCACCGAAUGCCAGUGAUCUUAACAAAUCUAAUAGAUAAUUUAGUGAGGCAUAAAUCAGAAAUUAAAGAAAAAUAUGGAAAUGAAGCUCUAGAUGAGUUGAAAGCAAUUAUAGGAGAAAUAUCAGAGUUCAAAUAUGAGGUACAAACAAACAAGCCAUUAAAAUUGUUAAUUGGCGAUGCUCCAGAUGUAAAUAUUUAUAAUGAAUAUAUUAAGAAGCAAAGUGUUGCUGAAGGACAUACUACUCAUUUUCAUACUAUCUGGCUGUUAACAGAAUGUUACAUGUAUAGAAGGAUCAAACAGAUAUUCGAAACGAAACUCCAUCUUAAAGAUUAUGAUUAUUUCGAACAACAGAAGCAAGAUUCAUACACAGGAGCAAUUAAAUUAAUAGAAAACAUGAGUGAACAUGUUGUACAUGUUCUUAACAACCAAAAUCCAGCUGACCAAAACGAAUUUAUUAACAUGUUAAAACUCAAUUUAUGGGGAAACAAAUGUGAUUUAUCUUUAUCGUUAGGAAAAGCAAGUGAUCAUUCAUCGCUUUUUGAUACUGCUGCUUUAGAUCCUUAUAUUUUGUGUGACCAUUCCAAACAAAUCUGGGAAGGCAUAUCGACAGAUAAAAGUUCUGAUUAUAUAGAUAUUGUUUUUGACAACUCUGGGUAUGAAGUAUUUACUGACCUAUGUGUAGCAGAUUACAUAAUAACAAAAGGUUUAGCCAAAUCAAUGCGAUUGUAUGUAAAAACUAUACCUUGGUUCAUAUCAGACGUCAUGGAGCAAGAUUUCCAUUGGACAUUAAAACAAUUAAUGUCAAGCGAAAAUGUCAAUCUACAAGUAUUAGGGCAAAGGUGGUCCAAAUAUGUCGAAGAUGGAAUUUGGACAAUAGUCGCUUCAAAUUUUUGGACAUUGCCAUAUGAUUAUACCUACAUGGCCGACCUAGAUCCACAAUUGUACAAGAAACUUGGGGAAGCUAAGGCAGUAUUCUUCAAAGGGGAUUUGAAUUACAGAAAACUGUUUGGGGAAAAAAACUGGGAUCCAGCCACUCCUGUAGAUAUAGGUUUACAAUCAUUUCAUCCAUCAAAGUUAUGUAUAAUCAGAACUAUCAAAGCUGAUAUUGUUGCUGGUAUUCCUGAUGGCGUCGCAGAGGAAAUCGAAGAGAAGGAUCCCAAAUGGAUGCACAAUGGAGAGUAUGGAGUUAUCCAAUUUUCAAAAAACAAAGUUGCCAUUCAAUAAUUACAAGUGUUAGUAAAAAGUUUAAAAAUUAUAUAAUAAUAUGAUAUUGCUCGAAUUAAUGUUUUAAUGUAAAUAAUUUUUUGUUGUACUAUUGUGAUAUGUUUUAACUUUUUUGACAAAGUCUAUUAUAUCUGUUCCUAUAUUCUUCUUAUUUUGGCAUCAUAACCCCGGAUGGGUCUUUGCCCUUCUAGCUUGUCCUUCCAUUCAGAUUCUCUUGUGGCCUUCUCUUCUAUUGUCUUAUAUUCAUGGUUUUUGAGUCGUCUUCCACGUCACCAAUCAUCUCAUUCUGAACCUUCCUUUUUUUCGUCUUCCAUUGUAAUAUUUUCUUUGUUGUUUUUUAUCUUCUUAUCUCUGGACAUAUCCCAGCCAUCACAGUCUAACUUUUUCUCAAAUCUUAUAAUAUUGUAUCCUUCAUUCAAUUCAUUAACCUCAUCUUGCCAUCUUCCUCUUGCACCAGGCCAUAAACUUCUGUCAGUAUCUUUCUCUCGAAAAUUGAGCUUCAUCUUUUUUCUUUUUCUUUAUGACCCAGGUUUCACAACCAUAGGUUACUACGGGUCUAAUCAAUGUUUUGUAGAUAGUGUAGAUAUUAAUUUUGGUUCUUUUGUCCAACAAUUUCGAUGUCAUCAAUCUUUUAUUAGCAUAGUAUUGUCCUUUUCAUGAUCAUUUUUCAGUGCGUAACAAAUGAUAGGAAAAAGGGUAAGUCCGUGAUAAUAUACAUUAAUGACAUUUUAGUUAAAUCUGACAGUUGUCACAUUUUAUUUUCAAUUUGGAAUAAAAACAAAUCAAAUGUGUUUCUUGCAUUUAUAAAAUGGUAUUUUGUUUGAUAUGUAUAGUCUUAUAAAUUAUACAGAUAUCCAGAUUUAGCCAUACGGCUCACACUCCCUCUGAGGGGAAAAUUGACUCAUCCCAGAUACCUACGGUAUCAAAAGGAUUGAGCUCUGGUGGGACUCUUUCCGUGUUAUCGAGCCCUAGGUGACUUGGAAUGCAGGUGUAUCUCCCAAAAAUUUUCGUACACAUCUGGCCGUCGCAAGUAGUACAGCUUUCUGCAUGGUCUUAUAAAGAUGUUCAUUGAGACCCAGCUUUUUAUGCUUUCGAGGAGGGUCUUCGGAAUGACUCCAGUAGUAGACAUAACAAUAGGUAUCGUCUGGGUACUUUGCAUUCUCCAUUGUCUCCGUAUUUGAAUUUCCAGAUCUCUAUACUUGGCGAUCUUUUCAGUAAAUUUACUACGUAGAUUAUUGUUGUUAGGUAUCGCCACAUCAAUUAGUGUUGUUUGUCUUGUUAAUUUAUUAACUAGUACGAGAUCUGGUCUAUUAUGUGCCACUGUUUGGUCUGUGAGCACAGUGCGGUCCCAGUAUAGCUUGUAGUUGCCAUCCUCAAGCAUACUCUCAGGAACGUAUUGAUAAUAUGGGAGAUGGUCCGUUUGGAGAAGUCCCAGCUUGUUAGCUAUCUCUUGAUGAAGGAUUUUUCCCACUGCGUCAUGCCGUUCCUUGUAUUCAGUUGCAGCAAAUGCCUGGCAGCCCCCUGUAAUAUGUUGGAUGGUUUCUUGGGCUUGACAUCCAUAUCGGCAUCUGCCGUUUUGAACCUGAGGGUCUUUGACGAUAUAUUUCAGGUAAUUUCUGGUUAGUAUAACCUGAUCCUGAAUGGCCAGUAAUGAACCCUCCGUUUCAGGGAACAUCUUUCCUGAUGUCAACCAAUAGUUCGACGCUGUGUUGUCGACAUAGUCUUGGCUGACCUCAUUGGGAUGCCGCCGGUGCAGAGGUUUACCCAUCCAGGUGCGCAGUUUUUCGUCCUUAGUAAGGUGGUUUAUGCGCAUUUCUGGUUCCCUCAGUUUGAUCGGUGUUGUGUCAUCUACUGCGCAAAUUGCGCGGUGUAGAGUAGAUGUCUCAGCCUGCAUCUGAAAAUAAGUUCUUAAAUUAGCAAUCUGUUUAUCUAAUUGCUCACCUAUAUCCAUAAGUCCUCUUCCUCCUAAAUACCGGGGUAAUGUCGUUCGUUCUACUGCACUUUUAGGGUGGUGUUUUUGUGCCUUUGUGAGGUGUGUUCGUACUUUUCGCUGAAGAUUUUCUAUAUCCGUUUUUGUCCACUUAACAAUACCAAAUGAAUAGCUAAGCGCGGAACAAGCGUAGGUGUUUAGUGCCUUAAACAAAUUUUUACUGUUAAGCUGUGAGCGAAGCAGCUGUUUUACCCUUCGUAUAAACUCAGUAGUUAUCUCAGUUUUCAUUUGCUUAUGGUCAAUUUUCCGCGCCUGCUUUACUCCAAGAUAUUUGCAGGGCCGGCGAUAACGGGCCUGCAAGGGAUGCACUGCAGGCGGGCGCCCCUGUUUGGGGGGCGCCAAAAUGACCUUUUUUCUGUCGGUGCUAUACAAAAUACUAAUUUAAAAGACACCGAAGGGCGCCUAUGCUUCUUUUGCAGGCGGGCGCCUUAUACCCUAGCGCCGGUACUGGAUAUUUGUACAUAUCGUUAUCGCCCAUGGCCUCGAUGUUCUGGCCAUUUUGCAUAUCGAAUCCUCCGGGCUGUACUUUUCCUCUGACUAUAUUCAAAACACGGCACUUGUCUAGACCGAACUGCAUACUAAUAUCAUUAGAGAAUGUUUCUACAGUUUUUAGCAUCUCUUCUAGGUGUUCUCGAGUGGAAGCCAUUAAUUUCAAAUCAUCCAUAUACAACAGAUGAUUGAGCUUCGCUACCACAGUAUUAUUGCUUUUAAUGCUAAAACCUGAGUCAGUGGAGUUUAAUAGCUGGGAAAGGGGGUUCAAAGCUAAACAGAACCACAAUGGACUCAACGAGUCUCCUUGAAACAGGCCCCGGUUGAUUGCGAUAUUUUCGGUUUCGAUAUUGUUUUCACCAGGUAUUUGGAGGUGAAUUUUAGUCUUCCAAUUUCUCAUUAUAUGCCUUAAAAAGGUCACUAUGUUAUCAUCGACUUUGUAUAUUUUCAAUAUAUCUAUUAGCCAUUCAUGCGGUACUGAAUCAAAGGCCUUUUUAUAGUCAAUAAAAGCAGUAAAAAGGUUCCUUUUUUUAGUGAAUGCCUGGUUAGAAAUGACUGAGUCGAUGAUAAGCUGUUCUUUGCAACCCAUGGAACCCUUAGCGCAUCCUUUCUGUUGAGGCUCUAUGAUAUUGUUUAGAGCACAGUGUUGGUAGAUACGCCGGGUUACACAGGAUGUGACCAAUUUAUACAAAGUUGGAAGACAAGUAAUUGGGCGGUACUUGGAUGGAUCUUGGGUGUUAUUUUGAUCCUUGGGUAUUAAAUAAGUAGUUCCCUGAGUUAGAAAUGAUGGUAAUUCCUGCGGAUUAGAAAUAACAUGAUUAAUUAAUGUUGAUAAGCACUCAUGAAUACUCCAAAACUUUUUAAGCCAGAAGUUCUGAACUCCGUCUGGUCCAGGAGAUUUCCAGUUAUGAAGCUCUUUGAUGACAUUUGAGACUUCUUCAGUCGUGAAUGGUUCGUAGUUAGCAGUGACGUAAUGGUGACAGUUGUGCGUCGUAUCUUCUAUCCAGCCAGCAUUGUUGUUAAAAGCAGCUGGUGUGGAAAGUUGAUUUCCCCAAAACUCAUGAAUUUCAUCUUGGCUUGGGUAAGACUUGUCGACACUUUCUACGGUGGAAUUGAGUUUUCGGUAGAACGCCUUCUCAGAGUUCUCAAAAAGUGCAUUGUCACAUUUUCGGUUGUUACUAACUUUAUACCUUCUUAAUCGUCCUGAAUAGACGGAGAGUUUUUGUUUUAAUGUAUCCAGACACUGUUGGGCUGUGUUAUUUUCUGGAUCGUAUCUCGAGUGUCUUGCAGUGCUCCGUAUUAUUUCUUCAGCUCUCUUAAUGACUUUUCUACUUGUUACACCUCUUAUAUAUUCUGUGACUUGACCAAUAUCCCUACGCAGUAAUUCAAUUUUUCCGAGAAGUCUUUUUUCCCAGGGUGCAAUUCUGUUACCAGUCCUUCCGUUAUUAGUACCCCGUCGUGUUCUGAUCUUAACGCCCAUUACAUUGGCAAUUGCUGUUGCUGCACAGUAGAUUAGCAUAUGCAGAUACUCCAAUGUGUGGGCUUCUACGACAUAAUUGGGUAGGACUUCAGUGUUCACAAUUUGUAACAGCGCACCUAGUUUCUUACAAGAGUUUAUUCGUGGUAGCGGUGGUCUGCUAAGUGGAUUUGUUCCAUUAAACUCUUGUACGGCACGAGCCAUUUCGUUUUCUAGACUAUCGCGCAACUCGUUGUUUUCCUGCUGUGUAUUGUCAGGUUGAGUUUCUGGUAUGGGAAUCUCAGGAAUCUGCUCAUCAAGGAUUUCAUUAGGGACUUGAUCUAAAACUAGCUCUUGGUUAUUAAUCUCCCGUUCGACUUCGCUUUUGAUCGUAUUAGACUAAGAGCCGCUAUAGGUGAAAUUUCUUAAUCAUUUUAGGCACGACGGGACCCUAUAACUUAAAUAGUAGAACCUAAAAGAAAAGGUUUGAACACUGUGCCGUCACUUUUCAGUGGCACAUGCGUCGACAGUGGCGCAUCAAACUUUCCACUUAUGGACGGGAUACAUAAAUUAAAAAAUACCUUCCCUCACUACCAGGAUUCAAUUUUUUUCAUUUAUUUAAGUUCUAUGUGAUUGAGACAUAAGAUUCAUCGUAAUUUUAACCCACCACCCCCUUCCCCCGGCCCCCACCAUCAAAAACUUCAUUUUUCGAUUUUAUUUUUUUUGGUGGGAUGCAAUCAAUUUUAAAAUUUCAAAAAAUUCACACGCAUAGUUAAGGCUUUUAUAAAACACGUAUAUUUUUUAUAGACCUGUAGGUUAUGUUUACAUAACAUCAAAAAAUUUAAAAAAAAUUUUUUUUGGAAAAAAAUAUAUAACUUUUUUUUGGGGAUAGCUACAGAUCUAAUUUUUUCUUAGUCUUGUGUAUUUUAUCAAACACUAUAUUUUUAAAUUUUUUCAGAUUUUUCUGUAACGCUGGUCACCUUCAAAAAUCCAAAAAAACUGUUUUUUAAGGGGGUUUUGAACGUGUUUCUCCCAUUUUUAAAUAUUCUAAAGGACUCACUUACUUUAAGUUACAUAUAUCCUAUAAAAUCGAAAUUGAUUUGAUAUAUUAUGAAGUCUAUAAAAUAGGGAAAAUCCCCCAAAACCCCCCAAAAAGCAGUUUUUCGGAUUCUUGAAGGCGGCGAGCAUUACGGAAAAAUCUAAAAAAAAUUAGAAAUAUAGUGUUUGAUAAAACACACAAGAUUAAGAAAAAAUUAGACCUGCAGCUAUUCCCCAUAAAAAGUUAUACGCUUUUAAAAAAAAAAAUUUUUUUUAAUUUUUUGAGGUUAUGUACACUCUACCUACAGGUCUGUAAAAAAUAGAUAUGUUUUAUAAAAGCCUCAACUAUGCGUGUGAAUUUUUUGAAAUCUUAAAAUUGAUUGCAUCCCAGCAAAAAAAAAUAAAAACGAAAAAUGAAGUUUUUGAUGGUGGGGGCACGGGGAAGGGGGUGGUGGGUUAAAAUUACGCUGAAUCUUAUGUGUUAAUCACAUAGAACUUAAAAAAAUAAAAAAAUUGAAUUCUGUUAUUAAGGGAGGGUACCUUUAAAUUUAUUUAUCCCGUCCAUAAGUGGAAAGUUUGAUGCGCCACUGUCGACGCAUGUGCCACUGAAAAGUGACGGCACAGUGUUCAAACCUUUUCUUUUAGGUUCUACUAUUUAAGUUAUAGGGUCCCAUCGUGCCUAAAAUGAUUAAGAAAUUUCACCUAUUCGCUCCGAGCGUUAACAAAGUGUCAAAGCAAAAUCGACCGACCUGCUCAUGGUGGCGGUUUUUUGAAAUUUUAUAAGGACGCUUUGUGUAUGUUUAAAUGAGACAUUUAAAAAAAAUGCCGUAUCACGCUAGUGAUAUUAUGUAUUAAUAUAAACAGCAAAUAAAAACGCACUUAAUCUGAUAUAAAUUCUUCACUUUCCAAUAUUGAUCAUCAGUUUGAUUUUGUAUACAUAACCUCACUAUCUCAGUUUAUGUCAAUAAAUCUUUAUUAACGAAAAAGAAAAUAUUUUUGUUGCACUAUAAAUUACAGAAUAAAUUAAUAACUAAUGAAUUCUAACAAUGGUAUUCAGUUAUUAUCACUAUAAAAUAAAAUAUUCAAGUUUAACAAAAUAAUCCCAUAAGACUCAAUGUUAAAACGUCCUUACAAAAUCUGACAGCGUGUCACGUGACUGUGAGUAGAGGGGAGACGCACGGAGCCAAUAGCGGCUCUUAGUCUAUAUUGCGUCUAGUCUCUGGGAUAAGGUUGUUUCUUAUGAUUACCCGGUAUUGGGACCGUGCAAGUUCGGCAAAGCGACCUCUAUUUCUACGCUCUGUACUUUUAUUCGCACUUUUAAUUAUAUUGGCCAAUUAUAUUAGUCCUGGUUGCUGGAUAAUUGUCAAGGCCAUAGUCCAAAAAAAUAAUAAGAAAAAAUAAGAUGCAGGUUAUGUUAUGCAAACAUAAACAAUUGUAUGUAGUAAAUAAAAUUAGUUAUUAAAAUGCAGUACUGCAAGCAAAAUACAAUUAAUUAAAUUUACCUUUAUAUAAUAAUUGCAUAUCAUAUCAAUAUUGUGGAGCAAUAUAUAAUUUUUCUGCUUCAAUGACAGAAGGUAUGAAAUAUACGUCAAUUUGACAAUUUCAAUUGACAAUAUGAAUUAUUUAAAAUAGUUGCAAUAUUUCUCCGCGACUCGCGCACGGUCGUUUCUCGUUUCCCUUUCCAAGUACUUGCACACCGCGAAUACAGAUUAUAUUUGUAAUAUUAUUAUCUAAUUCAAAAAAAAUAUUUUUUUAUUAUAGCGCCAUCUAUCGACAACUAGAAUAACUAGAAUAAAUGUUAUAAAAAUGUCACCGAUGAAAUGUAAUCACCGACGUGCCUUUUUUUCUGUCACAUACAAUUUAAUGCGUUAGAAAGAAAUCGAAAAACUGUGACGCACUGAAAGAUGAUCAUGAGAAAUACUGUAUACGAUUCCCACUGGAAAUACAUGUACUAAUUUCACUACUUACGGAAUUCUUCUGAUUGAUUUCUGUGCCCAGAAUAGAUAUGUGUAGGCAUCCACACAUUCAAUAGUAUAGUUAUAAUAUAACUAGAAUAGUAAAAAUUCUGGUUAACAUUUGUAUGAAAACUGCAGAAAAUAUGAAAACUAACUUGAGAAAAAAAUUGAUUUUAAAAUAAUAUGGCUCCACAAGCUAUGCGCAAAAUCGCUUGUCUUAAAAUUGGUGUUCUUUAGGAUUUGGUAAACUUGCAGAACCAAGGGUGACUACUUAAUUCAUCACCGCUCCUUUUUAAUGGACUCCUUCCAUGGAAGUCGCGAUGCACGUGGGACGGUACCGUCAAAAACCACGAAAGAUUCGGAAUUCGGAAGUUGUUUCACCGUUGAAGCCCGGAAGCGAAGUCGUAGAGUCGUACCUUCUGUCCUAAAUGUACUCAACGGAGCAUGUCCAUUUGUAUAUGCGCAAAGCGAUUUUUGUGCUUGUGGAUGAGUAAAAUUGAUAUUGAGCAUUUAUGUAAAUUAGAAGACGCACAAGGUUACUCUGCAUCAUUUUUAAAGAGGGCAGAGAACAGCCACUAAAUAUAAUUAUUAAAUUAUCUAAAACUUAUUUUACCCGAAAUAAAUAAAUAUUAGAAUGAUAGUCAAUAUAAAAUAAAGAAAUAAGGAUUCCCGGACAACAUUUAUAAAAUCCAUAAAAUCGGCCAUAGACGAAAUACUACCAUACCAAUGUAACAUGACACAGGGUGGCAAAUAAAAUUUCGACCAAUCACGUGCCAAAUUGCAUACAAUUUUCGGUAAAAGAACUUGCAUAGUGUCAUACAGGGCACAUAUGUACGUGCAAGAAACGAUACAAGAAAAAUUUUAUGUCAGAAAUGAUAUAAGAACAUGCAUAGUGUCAUAUGGCCUUUACACUUUUGGCCAAGAAACGCAUAAGCGCCCAAUACUCUUCUGUUUUUUAUGGCAUCGAGGCGAUUCGCCAGCGCCCAAUACUCUACAAGGAGAUAGUUAUAGAUACCUAUUUAUUAUGUGCGUGUGUGGAGAGAGAUGGCAUUAGACAAAAGGCGCGUUCCAAGUGACAUGGAAACCGUCCUUCGUACUGCCCUCGUCAUGCGCAUUAUAAAAAAUGCGUUCCAAGCGAACAUGAACGAUGAUUGGUAUCGUACACCGUGUUGUUCCAAGCGAUCCAUGUACCGCUUCGAAAUCGGUAACUGAACGGCCCUUUUGAUACAUGCCUUCAAGCAGAAACUAUUUGUACUGACUUGCGCAGUUAGGAUUGUUUUCAGUUUUACUGGUCACUGCCAUGUCACUGCUAUGAGAUCAGCUGAUGAUUCAAUAAUAGAAUAAUCCACAAUUUACGCUAUUAGUACCUGUGAAUCUUGAUUUCCGUUUAAAUAAUUAUUAAUUCUUUUUUUUUUUUCAAAUUAAUCUUAUAAAAAUGGAUAAUUUAUUAUUUUCUUUUUUCAUAGAAGACAACGAUUUAAUGUCAGAUAUCGAUUCUGGGGAAGGUUUUGAAGCUGAAGUGAUGUUUAAUGAACAUAAGUCCACUUUACAUCAACAAUAAAUUGAACAAGAAAUUGACAAAGUUAUUUAAGGUCAAAUUUGGCUUAUACAAAACACAAUUCUACAUCCAAUUUUGCCGUGAAUAAAAAGAAAAUUGACAAAAUAUAACAUAUCCAAUUGUUCUAUUUCAUCAGAUUAUUUCACUUUCUUUUACAAACCAUACAUUUUGUACUCGUCAAAUUUGGUAUUGAAUAACUUUGUCAAUUUCUUAUUCAAUUUAUUGUUGAUGUAAAGUGGACAUUAGAAAUAUUAAUUUCUAACCAUCUAGCAAACUACUACUAUUAUAGUGGUACAGUGGUACUCGCACUGAAAAUGGCUCAGGCGCAACUCGAACUUGAAAUGGUACACGAAUUCGUUCCAAGAGGGUUAUGUACCGGUAAUCGGAUCGAGAUCGAAAGAAAACCGUUCAAGGGCGAUUCUGCGCAUUAAAACAGUCGAAUCGAUUUCGUGGCGGUUCAAGGGAUCGUACAAAUGUGUCGUCUUGGAACGAACCUAAAGAAUCUUUUUGCCACAGAAUUUUGUUAUAAAGAUGUUUAAAUUUUUAUCUUGCAAUCGUUUAUAAACUUGAUUAAUAAUAUAGAUUUGUCAGAAUAAGAUAACAGAUUCUUGAUGUUAACUGGUAGGUUAAUGUUGAGGUCAGUUAGACCUAAAUAUAAGUUCCGAGUCUGAUCCCUAUGAUUAAGACAAUCGAAUAAUACAUGGUUCAAAUCUAUGAUAGAUUCAUUAUUACACGGACAAAAUGGAGUUUUAUAGAUUCCAAUCCUAUGAAGAUUGGUCUGGAAAAAUCUAAGUGGUUAAAUGGUUACUUUAUUAUAGCUGUAGUUAGAAUAAGGAAUGUUUUUUUGGUAAUAAUGGAUGAAUAGAAAAGUAAUGGUUUCUUGAUGUCUUCUGAAUCCCUUUAUAUUUUGACCUUCACCUUUCCCUACCAACACUCCUGAUAAUACAAAAUAGAUCUUUUAAGUUGAAUUUGUUUGUAAUUUUUUAUAUCUCAGAUGUAUUUUUUGACAUUCUAUCCACUAUUUCGUUUCCAAUUACCCCACUGUGUCCUGUCAGAGUAAAGUCAAUGUUUUCUUUGUGAAUUUAAGUUCAUGUAAUAAUUUAUUGAAUCAAGGAUAAUGGAGUUUUGGAAAUUAUCUACUGGAGAUGACUACAAAUAGCUUGUAACACUGCCUAAGAAUACCUAUUAUUAUGAUAAAUUAUUGUUAUAUAAAUUGACAAGUCUAAUAGCAUAAUAUGUUUACUCAAACUCAAUAAAUUUUAAUACCUAUGCAUAUCUAUAAAUCUUUUGUACAACACUGUAAUUUUAAAUGUUUUGGGUUAUUUUUUCACGAAUAUAUGAAUUUUAAGAAA